Molecule: messenger RNA, 1985 nt
Organism: Magallana angulata
Lineage: Eukaryota; Metazoa; Mollusca; Bivalvia; Ostreida; Ostreidae
Product: protein phosphatase methylesterase 1-like
Exons: 16
Coding region: 2-1225 (407 amino acids)
Biological process (GO): protein demethylation
Molecular function (GO): protein methylesterase activity
Source: RefSeq, a predicted model, not a curated record
AAUGUCAGCAUUGGAGAGACAAGCACUAAAAUCCAAAUUAGGGGGAUUGCCACCCUUACCUCCACAUGGACUCGGUGGACCAGCAAAAAGACCUCUGAUCAGAAAAAGAGAUUACACUCCUAUCCAUUGGGACAAAUACUUUGAGCGAAUGCAUGAUGUCAAAUGUGGAGAUUCAGAUACCUUUCGUGUGUACGAGUGUGGCAGCACAGGACCCGUUCUCUUCUUCCUCCAUGGAGGGGGAUUUUCAGCUCUCAGCUGGUCUCUGGUUUCUUCCAUUUUGUCUGGAUUGGUCACUUGUCGAUGUGCAGCUGUAGACCUCAGAGGGCAUGGUGACUCAUCAACCUCAAACAACCAAGAUUUAUCAGCAGAGAGACUGUCGAGUGAUGUUGGAAAUAUCAUAAAAGAAAUGUAUGGAGAUGACCCCCCUCCCAUCAUUCUUGUGGGGCAUAGCAUGGGAGGUGCCAUAGCAGUACACGCAGCCAUUAGACAUUUAGUCCCUUCUCUAAUUGGAUUGAUCGUAAUAGAUGUUGUAGAGGGUACAGCAAUGGAUGCUCUUAGUAGUAUGCAGUCAUUUUUAAAAGGAAGACCAAGCAUCUUUAAAUCCCUGGAGCAAGGGAUCGAGUGGUGUGUAAGGAGUGGACAAGUCAGGAAUCUGGAAUCAGCGAGAGUCUCCAUGGUGGGACAACUCAAGAGAGUGGACACGGAGGAAACUGCCACAGCUGAGUUAGAACACCAGAUUGAAGCAAGCACCCAUUCAGGGGGAACAAGCACAAUUAUAGAGGAAGAGGAGGAAGAAAGCAGUACCAAAGACAGCGAGAGUAAACCUGUAGAGGAGAAAGUGACCAGUGCUUCUCCAUCAGACAAGGCAGAAUUCAAAGCCCCUGCUCCUGUCAGCUCGACAGAAGAUGGUCAUCAUUACACAUGGAGAAUAGAUUUAGGAAAAUCAGAACCUUUUUGGAGAGGAUGGUUUGAAGGGUUGUCAAAUAAAUUCCUGUCUUGUGAGGUUCCUAAGAUGUUGUUACUUGCAGGUGUAGAUAGAUUAGACAAAGAUUUAACAAUAGGACAGAUGCAAGGGAAAUUCCAGAUGCAGGUCCUUCCACAGUGUGGUCAUGCAGUGCAUGAGGACUCCCCAGAGCGGGUUGCUGAAGUUCUGGCAACAUAUUUAGUGAGAUUCAAAGUUGCUGAACCUACAGCAGAUUUCCACAGGAGUUUUCCAGGUUGUUGAAGGCAAUAGACUGAGAAACCAGAAACACCAUACAAAACAGGUUGUACUACUUAGAAUUGUGAUCUUCAACCAAGGUGUGACUAUUGGAUGCCAGUGUCGCAGUGAACUAAUGGUACUGUGGUGGAACUGUUGAACACAGAUCCAUGGACCCUAUGGUCAGUCCAUCGAGCAUGAGGACCGAGAUAAAUUGUGCUGCUUACUCAAUACUGGGAACAUUAAAAAUAAUUACCUGAAAAAACUUUUCUUGUUACAUACACACCAUAACAUGAACAAGUCAUGUCAGUAUUGUCAGUUAAUAUGCCUUUUGUUUGUUUUUAAAAUGAACUUAUGAAUAUGUCAAUGUUAUUUUUGUUUGUUGGUUACUUCUAUUUUAAACCGAUAUUUGCCUACAAGCAUGUAAUACAGGUAUAUGUACACAUAUGAACAAAUGGGAUGAAAAAAAUGUGCUAGCUGUUACAACCAAAUUUUAUUUGCAGCCACUUUAUUUUUCACCGUAACAAACCAUUGAUAAUCUCUAAACCAUUGACCUUGUAUGGAGUUCUUCCCCUUGCCAUACACAAUUUGUAUCAAGGGUUAACUUCCUACAGAUCGUAUAAUCUGUAUCUUUCCAACAUGGUUGGAACAACAGGUUGAAAAUAAGCUUGCAUACAAUACUAUGAAAUGAAAGAUCUUAUAGAAGAGAUCAAAUUUACAUGUAUUUUGGACAACAGUGUGAAUUCAGAAAUGCUGAAGUGAACAGAAGUUUUAGAAUGCAGAGAUA